AUGCUCAGCUGCGCUACAGCCAGCAUGCCCGGGAUGAUCUGCAAGAACUCAGACCUGGAGUUUGACUCGCUGAAACCCUGCUUCUAUCCGGAAGAAGAUGACGUCUACUUUGGUGGUCGCAACUCGACGCCUCCAGGGGAGGACAUCUGGAAGAAGUUUGAACUGUUGCCCACGCCGCGGUUGUCAUCCAGCAGUGCCUUGGCAGAGAACAGCCCGGAGCCGGUGAACUGGGCCACAGAGAUGCUGCUGCCUGAGGCCGACCUAUGGGGUAACCCGGCCGAGGAGGAUGUUUUUGGCCUGGAAAGACUCCCUGGCCGCACCAGCAACCCGGUCAUCCUUCAGGACUGCAUGUGGAGUGGCUUCUCCACCCGAAAGAAUCUGGAGAGUGUGGUGAGCGAAAAUCUGCCAGAAGACUAUGGUUCCCUGGUCGUCGGCCCCGUCACCUCAGCCCCUGGAGCGGCGGCAGCCGCCAGCUCUGCGGGCCACGCGCGCAGUGUUACAGCAGGUGUGGGGCGUGGGAAAGCUGCCUGGCUCACAGAGCUCUCCCACCUGGACUCGGGGUGCGUGGACCCUGCCGUGGUCUUCUUCCCAACAAAUAAGCGCGAGUGGAUGCCGUUACCCGCCAUCCCCGCCAGUGCUAGCGCGGCAGGCACUGAGUUAAGCCUUGGUGACCACCAGGGCCUCAGCAGCUCCCAAGAGGGCAUCCUGAGCAACUCAGGUAACGAAGAGGAAGGUGAAGAGGAAAUCGCUGUGGUCACGGUAGAGGAAACUCGGUCCUCUAAGAUUGCCCCCAGGCUCCCCACCGCGGCGCAACCCGAGAACGCAGCGCUAGGUCCCGGGCGCGCGCAGACCACAGAGAUGAUCCUCAAGCGCUGCGUCCUCAUUCAUGAGCAACACAACUACGCCGCGCCACCGUUGCCCUAUGUGAACAGCGAAGACGCGCCGCCACCGCACAAGAAGCUCAAGAGCAAGGCUUCGCUAGGGCCCCUCAAGUCUGUCCUCCCGCUGAAGACUCCGAGAUUGGGUCCCCGCAACUCAGACUUGCAGGACACAGAGCGUCGCCGCAACCACAACAUGAUGGAGCGCCAACGCCGUGACAGUAUGCGCUCCAGCUUCCUGAACCUCAAGGACCUUGUGCCUGAGCUGGUACACAAGGAGAAGGCUGCCAAGGUGGUUAUCCUGAAAAAGGCCACCGAGUAUAUCCACACCCUGAAAGCUGAUGAGUGCAAGCUCCUGGUGGAAAGGGAGAAAUUGCAAGUAAGGCAACAGCAGUUGCUGAAGAUAAUCAAACACGCUGCGAUGUGCUAA
Messenger RNA from Acomys russatus (golden spiny mouse), 1308 nucleotides. Its product is annotated as protein S-Myc-like. Gene Ontology annotation, molecular function: DNA-binding transcription factor activity, RNA polymerase II-specific; RNA polymerase II cis-regulatory region sequence-specific DNA binding; protein dimerization activity. Bases 1 to 1308 code for a protein of 435 amino acids. Lineage: Eukaryota; Metazoa; Chordata; Mammalia; Rodentia; Muridae. The record is from RefSeq and is a predicted model, not a curated record. The transcript has a single exon. Gene Ontology annotation, biological process: regulation of transcription by RNA polymerase II.